Debaryomyces tyrocola is the source of this 135-nucleotide messenger RNA. Lineage: Eukaryota; Fungi; Ascomycota; Pichiomycetes; Serinales; Debaryomycetaceae. The record is from the annotation of a GenBank genome assembly.
AUGUUUCAAUACUUCGACAAAUAUAAUCUUUAUGGUCCGCAAACGAAGGAAGUUGUUGAGUGGGCAAUACAACAAGUUCCUGACAAUCUUGGUACCUUUGAAGAGUUCUUCGAGAGGAAUCCGCUUGGUUUAUAG